This is a messenger RNA of Myxozyma melibiosi, 390 nucleotides long. RefSeq lists its product as uncharacterized. The coding region runs from base 1 to 390 and encodes 129 amino acids. The record is from RefSeq and is a predicted model, not a curated record. The transcript is spliced from 2 exons. Lineage: Eukaryota; Fungi; Ascomycota; Lipomycetes; Lipomycetales; Lipomycetaceae.
AUGAGCGCUACUUUUCCCACCCUACAGGCUGAUAUUUUCGCCAACAGUCAGAGGACUUCCAGACGAAAUUCGACCUCCUCAGAUCGCGCGCUUCUUACAGCGCCUCCGCCAGCAUAUAUUCCGCGUCCUCCAGCAUACACCACCAAGUCCGAUGAGCCUACGACCAUACACGAGCGACAGCUCAGAAUGGAGCAGUUCGACGUCGAGCAAUUGUCGACCGCCCACAGUAUUUCAGAGCAGGACGAGCGGAAGAUCCUGGGUAUCAGACGGCAGGUAUUUCUGUGGUAUUUGGCAAUGACUUGUUUCAUGGUGAUGAUUGCCGCAAUAGUCGCUGGUACGACGCUUGGGUUAAGACGUAAACCAGACUCGUCAGGUUCUCCUCGUGGUUGA